This is a messenger RNA of Klebsormidium nitens, 2291 nucleotides long. NCBI's taxonomy places the organism in Eukaryota, Viridiplantae, Streptophyta, Klebsormidiophyceae, Klebsormidiales, Klebsormidiaceae. The record is from the annotation of a GenBank genome assembly.
CGGAAAGAGAAGGGAUCAAAACAAGUUCUUCGUUCAGAGUGAUGCAACAGUGCCAACACUCGAUGACAGGAGCUCUCUCGCUUUCCAUCGCUUCCCCUCGGAUAUGUAGCUGACCCCAACUAAUACUGGAAGAGCUCAUUCAAAUUCUGGAGCUGCAAUGGGUUAUACUGCGCAGGACUUGUUCAAGACUAAGAUAUGCGAGUACUACAAGGAAGGACGUUGUCCACGUGAAAAAUGUACCUUUGCUCACGGUGAAGCGGAGCUCAGAAGGCUCCCUCCCCAGAGAGGGAGAGGUUACGACCAGUGGAGGGGUCCCCUUCCAGGUCAUCUGGACAGGAGAGGUCCCAGACAGUAUUCUCCAAGACCUAGGUCACGAACUCCACCCGACUACCGAGAUACCAAUGGUCGCUGGGAACCACGCGCUCCCUUAGCGGAACGCCUUGGAGACAGGCGGCCACUCAGGCGCUCAGGGACACCAGGUUCUCCUUCCAGCCGAGAGCCCUCCCCUAAGCGUGCUCGAGUGGAUGCCAGCCCGGAUGCUCCCAGACACUCUUCUAGCAACGAGGGGCGGGGAAGAGAGCGGGACAGCGAGCGGGAUGAGGACUCACAUGAGAACGAGCGCGAGCGUGAGCGCGAGCGCGAGCGCGAGCGUGAGCGCGAGCGCUCUGCAUCUCCUCAGCGGUCUCAGUCUCCCCUCAAUGAUGCUCGGCACGCGCAGCUUGCAAAGAGGCUUGCAGAGGAGAGAGCGGCCAAUGAGGAGUUGGAGGCUAAGUUGGCUGCCUACGAGGAUAUCCGCUCGGAGCUUCCUGAGUUGCAAGCAGAGAAUGAGCGCCUAACAAAGAUCAACAUGGCGCAGAAAGAGAAGCUGGAGAUCAUGCAGGACUUGGUCGACAGAAAGAACAGGGACAUUGUGGAGAAGGACAUCAAGCUGGCCAAGCUCCAGAAACGGUCAAAGGCCGCGGAGGACAACACGUGGGCGGUCGGGCAGUUGAAGAAGCUGGCCAAGGCUGACCAGCAAAAGAGAUUGGCUGAGCAGCAGUACCGGCAGCUGCUGGACGAGGCCCUUGAGGUGCUGCGCGAUCACCCCGCCCUGGUCGACGACGGCGCCGACGUGUUCGCCAUCCCAAAAGCGGACGGCCUCCGCCUGGAGGGGCGGCAGAAGGCAGACCACGGCCCCGGGGCGAACGGCACCCUCGAGGAGAAGACCCGCAGGGCGGCAAUUGUGGAGAAGUCCCCGAUCAAAAACACGGAACCCCCAAACCACGAGAUGCGGUCGCCGAACGCUAUGGUGCUGCGAGAGAGGGGUCACGAGGGGGACGGUGAUCCGCCGCUAACGCGAGAGGGUUCCGGUCGGUUGUGGCGGGCGGGGGCCAGACCGUAUGGGGGGGGCCAGGCGAGGGGCGACGCCUGGGACGUUGCCAAAGGGGACGAGGAUGGGGCGGCGAACAAGGGGGAGGCCGGCCUGGCGAAAUACCCGGCAGAUAUGGAGAGGCUGACACGGAAGGUCCAGACCGCAGCACAGAGCGAGGUGGGAGGGGGCUUCUUCAAAACCCCGGCGAAUGUGGUGCGCAAUACCAAGCGCUUUGAGGAAGCUAGCGGCUUGGGCCCGGGGGCCAGGGGGAGAGGGGGGGCGACUGAGAAGGCACCGGCGGAGGAGCGCGCCACUGCUACCAAUGGAGGGAGGUCGCCGCCGGAGGCGGGAGAGUACACGGAGACGGCCAAGGAGGAGUUCCGGAACAUGGCGUAUCCUAUGCCCAUUGUAAAGGACACGGUCAUGCAAGCAUGUUAUGAAGAGACUUCCGAGGCCGUCAAUAUCGGAUAGGGCUGCCCCUUGAGUAGCUUCUCAGAGGCAAGAGACGAAUGAAAUGGUUCGGUUGAAUGAAUCUAGCGAGAUGGCAACUCGAAAAGAGUUGUCGAGGACCAACUCUUAGAAAGCAGGUGCAGGGAGUGUCCAUGCAAUCUCGUGGGAUCAGCGCAAGAGUGCUGGUUCAACAAUACACGAGUAUGUAUUCACUUAACUUUAUGUUACACCCUGGCGGAUCCGAGUGUCGGCAGCUUGUGGAACUUCGGAUAGUACAUCAAUAGUUGCGUACAGUGGUAAGGACUGUGUUGGGUACAGGGCCAGGCAGGAGGGAGCGCUUUCUGAACCUGUGAAAACUUGGAACACAACUGGAGUUGCUCUUGUUGGAUACUGAUAUGUCCAAAGGAGAGACGCGUGUAUUCAACGCCAUGCAUGAUCAACUCCUUUUAUGAGGAUUAAGUUUUAGAGUUCGAAGCCGCAUGGGGUACAU